Ixodes scapularis (black-legged tick) is the source of this 1908-nucleotide messenger RNA. RefSeq lists its product as uncharacterized. The record is from RefSeq and is a predicted model, not a curated record. The annotation marks the transcript as partial. The transcript has a single exon. Lineage: Eukaryota; Metazoa; Arthropoda; Arachnida; Ixodida; Ixodidae.
AUGUGUUCUCCCGAUCCACCCCAUCAUGACAUCUUCUACAUCAAUGCCAUCGCCGCGGCUACGUGCAAGGCAAGACACUUCGGAUACGCUGUGAGACAAGGCAUCCUCCCGCCUGAAGUGGCUGCUCUUUUCGGUUUGAUGGGGCCAUCGUCUGGACAUGCCAAGCGCAUGUGUAAGAUUCUACGAUCCGAGGCCUGGCGACAGGUCAGGCUGCUUCAGGAUGGCCUAAGGGUUUGGUGCUAUCGGACUUCGAAUGAAGAACGUGCUGCGGAGAGGAAGCUUCGACGCUGCGGAAGGGAGUCUGCGAUGGCGACGGAAUUUUUAUGGGAGCGUCUGCGUGCUUCGCUGCCAAGGAAAUCCAGGCAUCAUCAGGAGGGGAGUGGGGGAGGCAGCAUUGUGUUCCUGGGUGGUGCCUCUGCUCCUGAUAAGAUCGUGAACAUUUUGGAGAAGGGUCCCAGGUUUGCUACCGAGCCGUUGGUCCGGCCUCCGGAGAUGCUGGGCCUGGUGCGACAAGUGUCUCAAAAAACGAACCAGGAGAGCAGGGAACGUUGCGUGUUGGAGUGUGCGGAAGGGCUUUUAAAAGGGGUUGGGAGAAAGGUGAGAAGGAUGAAUCUUGGGGCUGUUGUAUCGUUUUUCAAUGACUCGCGCUUAAAGUUGCUGGUAUCUGAUAAAGAAGGGGGUUUUGUCGUGGCGCCUCAGGGGUUGUUCUUGGAGAAGGCUGGGGAGGCGAUGUUGAAGAAUUUUAGACCAGUGUUGGGGGUUGAUUUGAAAAAGGUUAAGGCGCGUGCUGUGCAGUUAUGUAGUAACAUGGGGCUGGAUUCGCUGAGAAAGUCUGUGUCAGCAGCUAAAGGUCUUAGUCUGGAGGCGUUCUUCACGGUAAAGACCCACAAAGAGUUGAUGCCUUUAAGAGCCAUUGUCACUCAAAAAAGUUCUUGGCAGGUGCAUGUGUCAAGCAUUCUGCAGCGCCACUUGUCGUCACUUAUGCUGGAUGACCCUUUUGUUGUUCGCAAUUCGGAAGCCUUGGUUAAUUAUCUACGGGAAGAUAAUCCUGGCUCGUGUCAGCUGGUUUCGUUUGAUGUGGAAGAUUUGUUUUAUGCAAUUCCCCAUUCUGAGCUCAUGCAGGCCGUGGAGGAGUGCAUUGAUACGUUUGGGGCUGUGGCCUUCUCGAGUUCCUGUGGGAUUGCGAGUGACUCUUUCCUUGAACUACUGAAUUUUUACCUCGCGUCCACCUUUGUUACAUUUGAAGGCAACACGUUUUUGCAAAAGAGCGGCAUAUGCAUUGGGUCGAAUGUUGCGCCCGUACUCAGUGACAUUUAUUUGGCUAAGUGUGAAAGGGCAAUUGCUGAGCGGCUGGACGAUAGGGUGGUCAAAGUGUUGAGGUAUGUUGAUGACUACCUGAUUGUGCUGAAAAGCAACGAUAACACAGACAUUGAAAGUGUGAUUGCCUCGAUAUUACAUGUAUUUACGGAUUGUUCUCCGGGACUAAACUUUAAGGCUGAGACCACUUCUGAGGGUGCCCUACAAUUUUUGGAUCUCAAUCUUCGAUGUGAGCCCUCGCAUUUGUGUUGGGCCUAUGAGCCUAGGUCUAAAAAGGGGCUCUUAGUAUAUGAAUCCGCACACUCUAAGACAGUGAAAAGAGCCAUUGCACUGUUUAAGUCAUGUCACCAUAGGUGUGGUGACAGUUUUUUGUUGCAAGUCACGAGGUUGUCAAAUGCUGGUUUCCCUUUGGGAGUUGUCAUGGGCGUCGUGGAAUCCUUGAUUAAGGUGUUUAGAGGCCCUGCUAGUACUGAGGCAAGACAAAAACCAACGGUAAGACCUGUGGUCUUGCCGUAUAUGCACAAGGUGUCCCAUGGUGUCAAAAAGGUUGCCAGUAGGUACAACGUGCCAGUUGUGUGUUCGGCUCCAGCU